UUGUUUUGUUCCAUUCCAAGAAAAGGGUGAGGUGAGGCCUUAUAACACCCACGCUUCUCUCUUUCUCUUCGUUCUUUUUUAUUGGUCCAUUCUUAUUGCAGCAUCGCACUUCUCUUCUCCUUCAUUCUCAUGCUCCAAUCUUAAUGAUAAAACCCGGUUAUGGGUGCGUAGGAUAACAAUAAACCCAUACACACACACCUUGCGUACGUUAGCCACUCAUCCAUGCUUGGUGUACUCUGCGCCACUCGCUCUCGUCCUUGGAUCUUCUCUUCCCACCACCACCACCACGCCUUUCGUCUCUCUCACGCCACUGUCGCUCCUCUCACUUUCCCCGCCCGCCGCCACCAUUCCACCGCUUGCAACAACCUCCAAAUCUCAACCGGCGGUGGAGCUGCUUCGAUAUGGCACGCGAUUACUCCUUGCGGCGGCGACGGAUUCCGAACCGGCGGUGUGAUGCUUCAUCAUGACCACGAACUCAAAGGUGAAGGAUCGUGGAACGUUGCUUGGGAUGCUCGUCCUGCUAGAUGGCUUCAUCGUUCCGACUCCGCUUGGCUUCUUUUCGGUGUCUGCGCUUGCCUUGCGCCGCCGGUUGUGCUUGACGUUGAUCCCGAGGCGGCGGCGCCGACUCCAGCUGUUUUUCCGAACGAGAGUUCCGAGGGACGUGAAAUGAAAGAUGAGCUGUCCGAUGAACGUGACGAUGAACUCAACGCUGAUUACAGAGUCACGGGGGUGCUUGCUGAUGGUCGGUGUCUGUUCAGAGCAAUAGCUCAUGGAGCUUGCUUGAAAAAUGGAGAGGAAGCGCCGAAUGAAAGUCGACAGAGGGAACUUGCCGACGAAUUAAGGGUUAAAGUUGCUGAAGAACUGUUGAACAGGCGUAAGGAAACAGAAUGGUUUAUAGAAGGGGAUUUUGACACAUAUGUGACCAGAAUUCAACAGACUUAUGUUUGGGGAGGGGAACCUGAGCUAUUAAUGGCUUCUCAUGUUUUGAAGACUCCAAUAUAUGUCUUCAUGAGAGAUGCAAGCUCAAUGGAUUUGGUAAAUAUAGCAAAAUAUGGUGAAGAAUAUAUGAAUGAUGAGGAGAUUUCCAUCAAUGUGCUAUUUCAUCGACAUGGUCACUACGAACUAUUGGAGACCUUAUGACCAAAAGUUGUCUCAAAAAUAAUAAACAUGCAGUACAGUAUUUAGUUUCUUUAAUCAUGCGGUAUAAGUCUUCUGGGACAUAAAGAGUUUUUUUUUUUGUCAUUUGGGGAAUUGUUUCAGUGAAUUUAGUAGCUUUUUUGCAACUGCCAUUUGAGCUGCAGGGAGCUUCAAUCUAAUCCAAUGAAGUUUUUUUUUUUUUUUUUUUUUUUUUUUUUUUUUUUUCUUUCAGUUUUUUGUACUUUCUUUUUAAUGGCAGAUUUAGGUGAGUUGGUGUGUUCUCGAUACUCACCAGGAUAUGAACAUAGGGUCUCAAGUCUUAAAGAACACUAACAUAUAGUUACAUACAAAUUAUUCACCAACGAAGUUUUUAUGCUCAUAGUGGAAA
Medicago truncatula (barrel medic) is the source of this 1525-nucleotide messenger RNA. Its product is annotated as deubiquitinase OTUD6B. The record is from RefSeq and is a predicted model, not a curated record. The transcript is spliced from 5 exons. Lineage: Eukaryota; Viridiplantae; Streptophyta; Magnoliopsida; Fabales; Fabaceae. Bases 223 to 1140 code for a protein of 305 amino acids. Gene Ontology annotation, molecular function: cysteine-type deubiquitinase activity. Gene Ontology annotation, cellular component: nucleus; cytosol. Gene Ontology annotation, biological process: protein deubiquitination; ERAD pathway; endoplasmic reticulum unfolded protein response.